Molecule: messenger RNA, 1570 nt
Organism: Symbiodinium sp. CCMP2456
Lineage: Eukaryota; Dinophyceae; Suessiales; Symbiodiniaceae
Source: the annotation of a GenBank genome assembly
AUGGAAGGACGCAUCUUCUGCAAGACAACAGCGGAGUAUCGGACGCGUGACCAGCUGCUUUUGGAUGCUGGACUUCCAGAGGACAUCCACCAAGAGGUAGAGGUCUUUGUAGGCUUCGAUGAGGUUCCUAUUUCUGAAGGCGCCUGGACACACCUAUUCCCAGGUUCUCAGGUUGCCAUUCUACCUACAGGCCUCGGCCCUCCACCGGAUCGCCCACUUGGCCAACAGCUACUUGACAGAGCUCUGUGGAGCGAGAACUUCUGCAAUUCUGUUCUGCAAGAGGCCACAGCCUAUUGUGUGGUCCGCGAUGCUGCCUCUCACCUUUACCUGCCCGCACAACACAGCCCCAUCCAAUACCGAAACCGCCUCGCACACACAGUCGGCGUUGACCCCGGCACCAUGCGCAUACAGGCUGCUCAGCCACAGUUGAGAGAUGCUGAUAUCGAGGGUCAUGCCUGUCGCUCGGUGCUUGCAGUGGCGCUCGGAUCAGAGGAGGACCAUUUGGGCCCCUGGCACAGCUGCCUUAUUGUUGACUGUCGCUCAAUCGGCGGCUCCUGGUGUGCUCUUGUAUCCCGCAACGGCUAUUUGCCGCUUGGAGAGCUUGACUGGGCGGUAGGAGUAGGGCCCCCCCUAGGCUGGGAUCUCCACGUUGAUGCCGAGGUUAUCGACGGGCAACUCCAAACUAGGCCAGGACAAGUUUUUGUGGUGGAGUUCGUGCGAUCUGCCGAUGCCUCACAGCCUUCCAUGCCUGCGGUUCCAGCUAGUACUAUGACAGACGAUGUUUCCCAGGACUCCGCAGUGAACGCUUAUGAAGACCAGGCUGCGUCAAGUGACCCAAUCAGGGGUGAAGUGGCCGCUCACCCCAGCUUUGGGGCGCCCAGAGACACACAGGAGGACUGGAUCCCAUUCCAAAUUUUUGCUCAGGAAUACUGGCCGGAAGCAGUCAGUGUCAGGUUGCGACUGCCCAUGAGUCCGGGCGACGCCUGUGCCGCAGUAGCGCAAGCAAGGGAAGCUCAGGCCCAGAGACGUAGCCCGAGGCUAGUCGCCGUCUCUCCACAGCCAUUGGCUUCACAGGCGCGUAUCUUUGCUGCGAUUGUUCCUCACAGGCUUAGAUGCGACGACCUCCUGAGGCUGGCAGAGAUCCCCGAGACAGAACACUGCCAGAUCUAUGUGCAUGACGUACCUUGGCCUGUGCAGCCAGACUCUGUCAUAGUCCCCAAUGAGGGCGAUCUCGUCAUCAUCCGCAAUGUGGGAGAUGAACAUGAAUACCUCCCGGAGCUAGCCAGUAUGCUCCAGCCGGGCCAUACUUGGGACACAGAGCUCCAGCUCCCUGGAGCCGACCCAGGCAUAGUAUGGGUUCUGACAGACGGGGUGAAUACCGCCGUGCCGAUCCAGAGGGACAGUUUCGCGCGGGAUAAUGCUGCUGUUUCAUCUGCCCUGGGUCUUGUGACCGGCCAGUUUCUUCUGGUUCCAACCAUUCCGGGAAUAGAGGACCAUGCCAGAGCUGGCACCCGAUCCGAGAACGUCCAAAUUGCUUGCCAGACGGCACACUUCAGCAGUGACAGCAUAG